AUGACGGAGCCCUCGGAAACGCCCUCCACCUCGCCAAUCGACACAGACACAGACACAAAGACAACUAUGGCCACCGUCGCAGUACCUCUCGCUUCUCUCAACAACGCUUCCAAGAAACACAAGAUGGCCACCAACACCCUCAUUAUCACCGGGCUUUCACGAGCGCACUUUUCGUCCGAGCCGUUCAUGCUCGAGCUCAAAAAGGCGCUAGAGUCCGACGAUCUGGUGUGCUGGGCUCCCCUCAAGUCGCUGGGCCGAAUCGUCUGCGUUUUUGUGACCCCAGACUCGUGUUCGGUGGCGAAGAAGUACAUCAAGCAGGCGGCCGAGGCAGCAUACGUGGACGAGGAGUUCCUCAACUACUCCACCUUGAAGGCCCAGUACGCCCCCAAUAAUACAGACAUGGCCACUCUCGGCGACACAAAGCAGCGAUUGCAACUGCCCGACGCUGGCAAGCUCUUCUUCAUCUCGCCCCCUCCCUCUCCUCCGGCUGGAUGGACCUCCAGACUCGAAGAUACCCCCAACCCCAACGCCUUUGACUCGCAGUUCUACGACAUGCUGCACAAGGAACUAAGCAACGUGGCUGAGCCCAAGGAGGAAAAGAACGACCCCAUCAACAUUCCUGUGAGCGCAGGUACCCGAAAAAUCACUCUCCACGAGGGCCUCAAAUUGGACACCAACCAGGGCGUUUCCAGCGGCAUGAACUCGCCAACAAUCAUCCUCGAGUGCGAGGAGGGUGACGUCGUGUCGCCGGGAGUCGCCUUUGCAAAGACCGAGAGACCCCCUGUCGAGCUGUAG
Molecule: messenger RNA, 795 nt
Organism: Yarrowia lipolytica CLIB122
Lineage: Eukaryota; Fungi; Ascomycota; Dipodascomycetes; Dipodascales
Biological process (GO): calcium-mediated signaling
Cellular component (GO): cytoplasm; nucleus
Molecular function (GO): calcium-dependent protein serine/threonine phosphatase regulator activity
Source: RefSeq, a predicted model, not a curated record